GAGAGAUGUUGCAGCAUAAAGCACUUUACUUUUUGUACUUCCCUGUUUUCCGUCUUACGUUUUAACUUCAUGCGUUUUAAAACCGAACACUUUAAUGAAACCGUUCGCCUCUCAGAGGUUACGUGUCGGACGUACUUUAGGUCUUUUUAGCUAACGUUAACAUUAGUUAGUUUAGUGAAAACGCACCGUUUGAAAAAUGCGGAAUGAUUCUCUCCUGUCGAGCAUUAACGUGGUGCUCGUUAUGGCCUACGGGAGCCUGGUCUUUGUUUUGCUGUUCAUCUUUGUCAAAAGACAAAUUAUGCGGUUUGCCAUGAAGUCUCGAAGAGGACCACAUGUUCCUCUUGGCCACAAUGCUCCCAAGGAGCUGAGACAAGAAAUUGAAGCCAAACUGAGCCAGGUUCAGAAAAUCCACUUUGAGCCUCGUUUGCUGUCCCCAGACGAUGACCGACUAAAGCACAGAGAACAGUCUGGUUCUGGUGACUACCUGUACAGGAUGAGAGCACUGGAUGCCAUCAGAGACACAGAUCUGCCUUUCCAUGAACUGGGUGGCUCGUCCGCUGCUGUGACGGGUAAAAGACUUCGGACGUGGCUUCUGCGGCUACGAAACUCUGAGUGCAUGUUCCGAGAUGGCCUGAGCUCGCUCAUCGACACAGUGCUGGAUGGGUACAACAAAGCACGCCAUGGGGCUGAGGCUUUUGGUGAAGCAGAGUUUUUGAAAUACCAGGAAGCUCUGACUGAACUGGCUUCUGUCGUCAAGUCUCACAGCAACAGCAGCAGCAGCAGCAGCAGCACUACGAGCCAGUACCACCAGUCCGCAGCCAAAGACCUGACCAGCGCCACAGAGCCUGCUAGCUCUUCCUCCUCCCCCACCCAAACCACCUACCUCACAUCUUCAAUGCAGCAGCGCAGCAAGCGGCCCAGGAACUUCCUGGAGCUGAAGAACUUCAAAGACAACUACAACACUCUGGACAGCACGCUCUGAAAAUCUGUGACGCCAGUCCAAAGGAAAGGUCAAAGACAAGGCAGAGCUGCCAGCAAUGAAAGAAGUGCCUAUGUAUGGCGACGGGUCACUGUUGCCAGAUAGUAUAGAGUGAAAUGAUGAACCCACUGCCUUCAUAUACUAACAUGUAUUGCCUGGUUUACAGUAUAAUGCAUAUCAGACUCAGUGCUCUUUAUCUAAAUGUAGCUUUGGCGUAUGUCCAGUAUUAAUGCAUGUACAAGUGCUUUACUACAGUGAGUGACUGUAGUAAGUAGGGUUGAUUUGACCAAAACACAACCAGAGCUAUGAGGCUAUGCAACAGCAUAAGACAAUCAGUAUUUAUUGCACAAUGUAAAGGCCUAUGCAGACUUAAAAUUAACCAACUGUAUUUAAACAAGCUAAUAAAAUAAUGUUAGUAGAGAAAACCAGUGCUAAAGGAACAGUUCAACUCCACGUUAAAAAUACAUACUGUAUCUGUUACCUGUAGUGCUAUUUAUCAAUCUAGAUUGUCUUGGUGUGAGUUGCAGAGCAUUGGAGAUUGGCUGUAGACAUAUCUGCCAUCUCUCAAAUAUAAUAUAUAACUGGAUGGCACUCGGCUUGUGGUUCUCAAAGUGUCAAAAAAUACAUUUGUAGCCGUGGAGAACGUCAACAAGCCUUUUGUCCAUGAGUAGAUGCGCGUUUCCUUCUGCGCUCUGAUACAGGUGGCAGGUGUAGUUUAACUGAAUUGACACAAGGUCCCGCCGCCGGACGCAGACUGGCCAAUCAUAACGUAGCAUCAGGCCGGCUCAGACCAGGGUCCGACAACAACACAGCUGUGCUCCAUUGACUCUAAUGCAGUCGUUUCAGAUUUC
Messenger RNA from Epinephelus lanceolatus (giant grouper), 1830 nucleotides. It is a transcript of the gene ltap1, whose product is annotated as lipid transport auxiliary protein 1. The record is from RefSeq and is a predicted model, not a curated record. Gene Ontology annotation, biological process: phagocytosis. Lineage: Eukaryota; Metazoa; Chordata; Actinopteri; Perciformes; Serranidae.